Molecule: messenger RNA, 1782 nt
Organism: Engraulis encrasicolus (European anchovy)
Lineage: Eukaryota; Metazoa; Chordata; Actinopteri; Clupeiformes; Engraulidae
Product: cofilin-2-like
Exons: 4
Coding region: 94-585 (163 amino acids)
Biological process (GO): actin filament severing; actin filament fragmentation
Cellular component (GO): cytoplasm; actin cortical patch; actin cytoskeleton
Molecular function (GO): actin filament binding
Source: RefSeq, a predicted model, not a curated record
UGCCCGCAUCUCAAAGCGCGUGUCCGACCAUUGUGCGUGCAAACAGAAGAACACUGCACUGCUGAAAAUCUAACGUCGACGAAGAACCCAAUCAUGGCCUCCGGAGUGACCGUGACGGACGACGUCAUCACCGUCUUCAACGAGAUGAAGGUGCGCAAGGCGGGCUCCACGGAGGAGGAGAAGCGCAUGCGCAAGAAGGCGGUGCUCUUCUGCCUGAGCGACGACAAGAAGAAGAUCGUCCUGGAGGAGGGCCGGGAGAUCCUGCAGGGGGACGAGGGAGACCCCUACUUGAAGUUCGUCAAGAUGCUGCCGCCCGACGACUGCCGCUACGCACUCUACGACGCCACCUACGAGACCAAGGAGACCAAGAAGGAGGACCUGGUCUUCAUCUUCUGGGCGCCAGAGAGUGCUCCCCUGAAGAGUAAGAUGAUCUACGCCAGCUCCAAGGAUGCCAUCAAGAGGAACUUCACAGGCAUCAAGCACGAGUGGCAGGUGAACGGCUUAGAGGACAUCAAGGACCGGAAAACACUGGCGGAGAAGCUGGGUGGCUCCUCUGUAAUCACCGUAGAGGGCGGAGCCUUAUAGAGCCCCUCCCCUCUCUCUCUCAGCACUACACUACACAACCACUCAGCACCACCGAUGACUGGGUCACCAAGAAAACAACAACUACAAAAAAGACAAAACAAACAAACACUGAAGUUUAGAAGAAUCUAAUGGGGGUUGGUCUGGUUGUGCAUUCCAGGGGUUAGGGUUGGGGCUUUGGGGUAAUCAGGGGCACCAGGGUAGGGAUAGGUUGGGGUGAGGAGGUGGGGAGGGUCGGGUGUACGGGAGGAGGGUUGGAUGGGUUAACUGUGUCUACUUUUGACUGCUGGCUGGCAUUCCAGCUCUACCGUUCUCACACUCACCACAACACUACAGAGGAACCAUGAUGGAAAAAAAAACAAACACGCAAAAACAAACAGUGCAUUACUAAAAAAAAACGGAUCAGAAAUCAUACUUGCAUUCUCCAUAUGCUUACACGUUUUAAAUUCCGUACAGAAAUCUGAACUGGGGGCAAGAGACCCGCAUAGCGAUUUUACCAUGUCCACAAUGUUUUUGUCGUUCAUCAGUGUUUUUACUCCCCAAUUUAUAUUGAAGGAGAGAAAACAAACAAGCAAGGAAAUGUCUUAACAUUUUUUAAUCUGGAAAUGAAGGCUGGCAUGGAGAAUGUUGAGAUAUCAGACAGUUAAAUUAAGUAUGAUGGUGGGACCAUGAUAUUACAACAAAUUGUCAAAUGUAAUUCAACACUACUCUUAAUUAUCUACAGGUAAUUCCAUAUAUUUUUGCCAAACUUGUAGGCUUUAAUAUUUUUUUUCUUUUUUUUUGUGUAAAACGUAGGUUUUAAAUUUACAAAUUCUUAAGAACUUUCUCUUUUGUUUGUUCAUUUUUUUUUCUAUAGCUACUAUGUUUCCAUUCCUGUAAAACUUAACUGACAAGAGACCAGCCGUGUCUAUCUGGAGACUGUGUCGUGUCCACAGCCCAGGCCAGACAAGGCAAGACAGUCUUUCUGUCAGACUUGGGCUCAAUGCAUUCCCUUCUGUAAAGAACCAAACACUAGAAUCUCCUGGAAACCGUAAAAGAGAGGAACAGGUCAGUGCAACGAGAAUUUAGGAGCUGUGAUGUGAGAAAGGAGGAACGGCUGUUGUUGAGCUCAUGAGUGGAAGGAUGAAGGAUGAAAAUGGACUGUGAAUGUCUUCUUUUGUCUCUUUAUGUGGAAUAAAAAUGCACUUAAUGUUGUCCUCA